Erigeron canadensis is the source of this 1966-nucleotide messenger RNA. Its product is annotated as leucine-rich repeat and death domain-containing protein 1-like. Lineage: Eukaryota; Viridiplantae; Streptophyta; Magnoliopsida; Asterales; Asteraceae. The coding region runs from base 1 to 1725 and encodes 574 amino acids. Gene Ontology annotation, molecular function: protein binding. The transcript is spliced from 2 exons. The record is from RefSeq and is a predicted model, not a curated record.
AUGUUCCCUGAAGACUGUGAUAUUGAGUUGAAAGACUUGGUAUUUUAUAUGGUGGGCUUAGAAAAAUUUGAUAACCUUGAGAGCAUGGAGGAUGCAAGAUACAGGGUUCAAAAUGCAGUGAAUAUGCUCACAUCUUCUUGCUUGUUGUUGAAUACCGAACGCGAAGGCUAUACCAAAAUGCAUGAUGUUGUUCGUGAUGUAGCAUUGCUAAUUUCAGCUCAAGGUAAAAAAAGAUACUGGGUGGAAGCUGGUAAAGGUUUGACAAAAUGGGAGCCACGAAACAAAAGCUUAGAAAGCUAUACGGGUAUUUCACUCAUGCAAAACUGGAUCUCCAAUCUUCCAGUCUGCGAGGUUCAUACAUCAAGCAUUGACAUUUUCCUUGUUAAUGACAACAUGGAAUUGUCAAUGAUUUCUGAUAAAUUCAUUGAGGGCAUGAAAGAAGUCAAAGUAUUAGAUAUCAAGAAUUGUCAUAUUACACACCUUCCACAAUCAUUGAAGCUGCUCACAAAACUUCGCAUGCUCAAUCUCAGUGGCAAUAAAUCUCUCAAUGAGAUUUCUGUUCUUGGGGAGAUGAAAGAGCUUGAGAUUCUAAUUCUCAAUCGUACUGGAAUCGAAGAAAUUCCUAAAGAGAUUGGUCGGUUGGUGAACUUAAGGCAGCUUGAAGUUAAUAGGUGUUUUAAUAUGACUCAUGUAACGCCGGGUGUGAUUUCAAAGCUCGAGAACUUGGAAGAGUUGUGCAUCGACCUUAGCAAGGUGAGUGAAGGAGUUAAUGGUUGUAUUGUUGUUGAGGUUAUGAAGUUGUCAAAGCUCACAUAUUUGGAUCUAAUGGUGAAUAGUAUUGACAUUAUUCCUGAAGGUGAUUUUAAAAUAGAAAAUCUUAAAGGAUUUUUUGUUCAAAUUGGAGGUUUCUAUCGAUAUAAUGAGCCUAAGAGCUCAGAUCGUUAUCUAAUUAUUUCAAGUCAACAUCUUGUGAUUCCGUUAGUGAAGUGGUUAAAGAAACUGAUUGAGAGAAGUCCUAUUACAAUCCUACAAAGAAUUGAAAAACUAGAUAAUAUCAUUCCGACCUUGUAUCAUGAAGGUUUCAAUAACUUAGAGCAUAUUGAGCUGGAUGCUUGCCCUAAUGUGUCAUGCUUAGUGGAUGAUGAUGAUGAUGGUACAAAAACAGAGGAAAAGUUUUUCAUGGAGCUUAAAAAACUUAGAUUGACAGAGCUAAAAAAUUUGAGGGUGUUAUGGAAACGCCAUGUAAGUCUUACUAACUUAGUCACUCUUUAUAUCAGAGGUUGUGAGAAGUUAAAAAGAGUAUUUACAGUCCGUGUAGCACAAGACCUUGUCAAUCUCAAAGACCUAAGUAUCACAAAUUCCACAAUUUUAGAGGAAGUGAUUUGGGGUGGAGAUGAUGAAUCUGAAAAUAUUAUUGCGUUUCCUUCCCUUGCCCAGAUAUCCCUUAAGGGUUUAUGGGGACUUAAAAGCUUCUACUCAGGCGGGAGUGAGAAUUGUAGCAUCACAUAUCCAUCUUUGGUGGAUGUUGAAAUAAGUAACUGUUUUAGUAUGAAGAUAUGGGGACAUGGAACCCAUGAAACACCCAAGCUCAAAAGCAUAUUGGUUCUGAGAGCUGGGCGAAGAUUACAGCUAGAUGGACCUAAUGCCAUCAAUGAUGUUUUGCCAAAGAUAAAACCAAUUGAAGAUGCUGAAGAUGAAGAAGAGUGGAAUUACAAGAACUACUGAAUACCUCUUCAUUCAUUGCUCCACAGCCUCCAAAUCUGGGAAUUCUUCAAUACCUGGUGGAUGAUUGCUGACCCGAAUCUUUGGACUAUAAGUUGUAUCAUUACCUCGGGUCUCUCAAAAAAAAAGUAGUUGUAUCGUUACCGUAAUGAAAUCUUCUUUAAUUACUCUAGCAAACAGCCCGAAAUCAUCAUGGAAAACAUCAAACUCUUAUCACACAAUUGGAUCACAGAUUGGGUAGAGU